This is a messenger RNA of Cuscuta campestris, 1214 nucleotides long. NCBI's taxonomy places the organism in Eukaryota, Viridiplantae, Streptophyta, Magnoliopsida, Solanales, Convolvulaceae. The record is from the annotation of a GenBank genome assembly.
AGCCACACUCUUUGUCAAAGUGCACCUGAUGACGGCUAGGGCUUUUCUAUCCAAGUCAGCCCAUUCUUCAUCCUUCAUCUUCUCGGGUUUCUGACCUGUCAAACAUGGAAGAAGAUCUUUCUGACAUAGCAAGUCCUCGACUUGCAUCUUCCACCAUCCAAAAUCUUGCCCAUCAAACUUCUCUAUCCUGAUCUUUCCGUCCUCAGACACCAUGUCUUCUGAGUAUCCAAAAAUCUGACCAGAGAACACGUGAUGGACAUGGAACAUGAAGUCCAAGCACUACGAACACUUCUAAAAGAAAAAGCAGUGGUUUCGUUUAAACUCCAAAAUGAGAUAGCAAUGAACAAGAGAAAAGAGAAAAACAAGUCUCAAUUGUAUCAAAUAAUUGGUGCAGAAAGUGUUGGCUCAAUUUUACGUAUCCAGUCAUGCGCAGAUGAGGCAGUUGAUAUUUCAAAAUGUUCGAUUCAGUGGUAUCGGUUAUCUUCUGAAUGCAGCCGAAGGGAACCUAUCUCAGGUGCGGACAAAUCUGUUUAUGCCCCUGAACCCAUCGAUGUUGGGCGAGUUCUAGAAGUUGAUAUUGUCUCGAAUUGCCUAAAGGCCUCAUUGACGACUGUUGGCCAAAUAGACCAAGCACCAGGGCUGUGGAAUUAUUUGGAGACACUACUUCGGAAAUCAAACACGGAAUUCAGCGUGGUUAUUGCCCAGAUGAACGGAAGGAACUAUUCGUCGCGUUCAGUUCAUUCGUUGCAUGUUGGGAAAAUGAGGAUGAAGCUUUCAAAAGGAUGGAUUACAAAAGCUCGAGAUUCUUAUUCUGGGUCCAUGCAGCUAUGCGGGUUCAGAGGGGGAGGAAACUCUGCGGCAAAGUCAUUGUUCUGGCAACCUAGGAAAGCGCAGUCCUUUGUGUUGGUUUUUGACACGGAGCGAGAAAGAAAUGGAGCUCUUGUUCUGGCCAGAAAACAUGCUCUUGAUUGCAAUGUGAAUCUUGCCGGGCCGGAUGACGAUGUUUUGCUGUGAAUCUAACAGCUCUUUCAUUUCCAAUUUUUUUUUUGUUUUUUUAAGUUUUUUUUUAAUUUGUUUGUGUGUGGGUGUGGGAUAGAAAGGGUUGUUUGUUUACUAAUGAGUUGGUUAGUUACAGCCAUGAGGCAUUUGUUUUUAUUGUUUGCCCAAUCAAAGGGGUUGUAACCAAUUUCACUAGCAACCAAAUAGUAUUCAUU